CAAUGUUGUAAAAAUGCAUUCAAUUAGCUAAAUCAGCUUAAUUUUCAUAAAUGGUGAAAUCUUAUACAAGUUUAGCUUAACAUAAGUGGUUAGACUAUGAUGAAACUCAUAAAGUAUUUAUAAAAUUAAAUUAUUAGAGAUCACUUUAAACUCAUAAAAGUAGAGCUGAAGAAUUUAUUCAUAAAAUACCUGUAAUAGAAGUAGAUUCUGAUGUUGUUAGAUGUUUGGUAAUAAAAAGAAUUGAUUAAUAAAUAAGGGAGGAACACAUAUUAAUGCAGGACAUCCUUAAGUCUAUAUUAAAUUAGAUACAAGAACAGAAGGUACACCAUAAACAUGCAAAUACUGUGGUUUAUAAUAUGUCAAAAAGGGACAUGGAUCACAUCAUCAUUGAGC
This is a messenger RNA of Paramecium pentaurelia, 393 nucleotides long. NCBI's taxonomy places the organism in Eukaryota, Ciliophora, Oligohymenophorea, Peniculida, Parameciidae. The record is from the annotation of a GenBank genome assembly.